GCACACCGCGUUUGAUCUAGCCUGAGAGCCGCGCGCGGUCAGUUGAGGAGAUAACGCUAAAGAAGAUGCAACAAGGGAUCAAAGCAGCCUGCGCGCGGCUCCCGCUGUAGCUCCGCUGCUGUCUCACACCGUCCUCAGCCUGCGGGUACCCGGGUCCGGUAGAGCGGGGUUUGGGGGAGAAGAUGCCCCUGUGUGGGGGUGUGGGGGGGCUGUGGGAUGAGCAGAGUCAGUCUGAGAUGAUCUUAACCUUCACAACUUCCGCCCACCGCGCUGCGAUGCUCCCCGCCGGUCCAGACCCGCUCCAGCAGUGACAGGGCAGCACCAGCCACAACCACUGCCACCCGACCUGCCACCAUCACGACACCUGAGAUGGCCAACAGCCACGACUCAGCCCAGACAGACCCUGGUGGUUCGGUGCUAGAGCAGCUGGGUCUGGACCCCAGCUCGGAUUUCUCGGACAGCAGCGUGCAGCAGCGUCUGGAGGAGCAGCGCGAGAGGAUCCGCAGAGAGAUCCGUAAAGAGCUGAAGAUAAAGGAAGGGGCGGAGAACCUGCGCCGUGCCACCACCGACAAACGCAAUGCUCACCAGGUGGACAGCCAACUGCGCUCCUCCAACCGCAAGCUGGAUGCCCUGCACACACAGCUGCAGGAGCUCGACGCUCACAUCAUGGUGAAGGGGCCUGACGACAGCAGAGAUGACCCUCAGCCUGUGGGAACACCUGGCCGUUCUUCAGCCAAUCAGGACCGGAUCACAGCGCUGCAGAGACAGCUCAACAUCGAGUUGAAGGUCAAACAAGGAGCAGAGAACAUGAUCCCCAUCUAUGCUAAUGGAGCUACUAAGGAUAAGAAGAUGCUGCAGACGGCUCAGCAGAUGCUUCAGGACAGCAAAACCAAGAUCGACAUUAUCCGCAUGCAGAUCCGCAAAGCCAUGCAGGCCACAGAGCACACGGACGAUAGCCAGGAUCUGUGUGGAGUGGAGCUGAGGAUAGAGGAGUUGUGGCAUCAUUACCGUGUUGAACACGCCAUGGCUGAGGGGGCCAAGAACAUGCUGAGGCUGCUGGGAGCAGGGAAGGCUCAGGAUAAGAAAGCUAUAACUGAGGCUCAGUGCAGGCUGAGUGAAGCGUCGCAGCGGUUGGAUCUGUUGAAGGAGUCUCUGGAGCAGCGGUUGGUGGAGUUGCCGGAGGAUCACCCUAAAGCGUGUCUGAUUAAAGAAGAGCUGAUUUUAGCCUCGUCUUCAGCCUUCAGCGCGCACCACAGCGCCCCCUAUGUCCACAACCAGUACAGCACCCUCAGCAAACCCUCACCACUCACAGGGACACUGCAGGUGCGGUUGCUGGGCUGCGUGGGGCUGUUGGAGGUCAUUCCUGGCCGCAGCAGAAGCUCUCCGGUGGUUUUGCCCAGUUUCACCUCCGGUGAUGGACGACCAUUUAAACUUGGCCUGUACAGCCGUAACAGCAGCCUCAGCCUCAAAACCCCCAGCAAAACAGAGGAACUGUCCUCUGAGGUCAGUGCUGUGUUAAAGCUGGAGAACACUGUGGUGGGUCAGACGAGCUGGAAGACAGUAGGAGAUCAGGCGUGGGACCAGAGCUUUACCCUGGAAUUGGAAAGAUCCAGAGAGAUGGAGAUUGCUGUGUACUGGAGGGAUUACCGUUCUCUCUGUGCUCUAAAAUAUCUCAAACUGGAGGAUUUCCUGGACAACCAGAGACACAGAAUACAGCUGGAGCUAGAACCACAGGGUCUGCUGCUCGCUGAGGUGACUUUCUUUAACCCUGUAAUAGAGAGAGGUCCUCGGCUCCAGCGGCAAAAGAAAGUGUUCUCUAAACAGCAGGGUAAAGCAUUUUUGCGGGCUAAGCAGAUGGACGUGGACAUCGCCACCUGGAUCCGACUGAUAAAGAACAUGAUCCCAACCAGCACCUCCACCAACAGCUACUCACACAACUCACACACACAUCACCCAGGGGUGAUCUCAGUGGAGAAGCUACACCUGGACAGUGAGUCUCCUUCACGGUCAGAGAGCCGCAGAGACGGUACAGACGCUCCGCUGCAGGUUAUAGAGCCGUUCUCUCCUCCUGAUUUGGCUCCCGACCGACAGGCCAGCAGGGUCAGUUCCCACAAUUCUCAGCGCAGGCAGAGCAAAGGUCCACUUUGUUUGCAGGACUUCCGACUGGUUGCUGUUUUGGGCAGAGGCCAUUUUGGCAAGGUGUUGCUGUCGGAGUACAAGCGCUCUGGAACUCUCUAUGCCAUCAAAGCACUGAAGAAAGGAGACAUUAUAGCCCGAGAUGAAGUAGAGAGUUUGAUGUGUGAGAAGAGGAUCUUUGAGACGGUGAACAGUUCUCAUCACCCGUUCCUGGUCAACCUGUUUGCGUGUUUUCAGACGGAUGAGCAUGUGUGUUUUGUGAUGGAGUACACGGCCGGAGGAGACCUGAUGAUGCACAUCCACGCUGAUGUCUUCUCUGAGCCGCGCUCUGUGUUCUAUGCUGCUUGUGUGGUUUUGGGGCUGCAGUUCCUUCAUGAUAAUAAGAUUGUAUACAGGGAUCUGAAGCUGGAUAACUUGCUGCUGGACACUGAUGGCUUUGUGAAGAUUGCUGACUUUGGCCUUUGCAAAGAGGGGAUGGGUUUUGGGGACAGGACGAGUACAUUCUGUGGUACUCCAGAGUUUUUGGCUCCGGAGGUUCUAACCGAUUCCUCGUACACUCGAGCGGUGGACUGGUGGGGGCUCGGGGUGCUUAUCUACGAGAUGCUGGUUGGAGAGUCCCCGUUCCCAGGUGAUGAUGAGGAGGAGGUGUUUGACAGCAUUGUAAAUGAUGAAGUGCGUUACCCACGAUUCCUUUCUACUGAGGCCAUCAGUCUAAUGAGACGGUUGCUCAGAAGGAAUCCUGAGAGGAGGCUGGGCUCUACAGAAAGAGACGCAGAGGACGUGAAGAAGCAGCCUUUCUUUAGGAAUAUAGACUGGGAGGCUCUGCUGCAGAGAAAGGUGGUGCCCCCCUUCGUGCCGUCAUUAGGGGGCCGGGAGGACGUCAGCAAUUUCGAUGCCGAGUUCACCACGGAGGCUCCGGCUCUGACUCCGCCCCGCGAGCGCAGGACUCUCUCCCGCAAGGACCAGGAGUGGUUCAGAGACUUCGACUACGUCUCGGACCUCUGCUGAACCCGGACAUUAGAACUCAAACUAUUGACGAUUAUCCAUACUGUGAUCAGGAGGCCUGGGCUGUGUUCCAGUCUCCACCACAAGCCCUACUGAUGCUCCCUGCACCCUGCUUCCUCUGUGUAGGGGGGGGAAGGUCCGGGGCUGGGGUUCGGUUGGACACUGUUGCUCUCAGAUGAUGCUGUUUAUCCUCAGGUUCGGGCAGUAGGGGGGAGGAGGGGGAGUCCAGUUUAUAUGAUCAGAAACAGAAAGAAGAGAUAAUGGGAGUAAAGUGUAGAUGAGAGAAGAUGAAAGAAUGGAGAUUAAAGAUAUUUGCUUGCACACAUGUGUUAAAGAUCCAAAGCGCUGAGUAAUCCAGGUGAUAUGAAGCUCAGUGGAACGUCAGGAACAGAAUAGGUUCCUCCUAUUUGGAGUUGGAGUUGGAACAGCAGACCAGUAGUAGCAUCAUAUACUGUACCUGCACUGUGAGCUUCACGUAUGUAAGCUUAGUAAAACGUAGGGUUGGACGAUAUGACAAAAAUAUCAUUGCAAUGCUUGAAAAGUAUAUAUUUCACAAUAUUUGGAGUUUUAAUAAGUUGGGUCUGUAGUGCCACAUAAAAAAAAAUAAUAAUAAUGGGGUUGUUAAUGUGUCAGUUGAUGAUAAUUUAUGAUCGUAUGGUUACAUCUUUUAGUUAAAAAAAAACACAGAAUAUCAUCCGUGUAUUUUGGUCUUCUGAUUUCCUUUUGAUUUCCUCUAUUGUUGCAUAUUUGUUUCACUAAACUAUUUCACAUUUUACAUUUUACAUGGUCUGACACUUCGUGGCUGAGCUGCAGACACUCCCAGUCGCUUCUACUGUGUUAUAAUAUUACUAAAAGUUGAUUGUAUAGAGAGGAAAUUUUACGACUGGAUCAGAAUUUUAGAACAAAAUUAUGUCUAAACUUUUCCAUUUUUUUUCCAUCUUGUAACAAAGAUAAAUUAGAUUGUAUAAUUUUUUACAAGAUGCACAAUUUGUCUAAUCAGACAAUUGAGUAAAGAAAUUAAAAACUACAAAAUUGGGAAAAUAAAUAAAAGCUAUUUUUUUUACUUAUAAUAAUAUAUAAUAUAAUAAAUGGAAAUAUUAAAUAAUGAGGAUUUACACCCAAUUUAGCUUCAAACUGUGCAGAAAUUUAACUGAUAAACAUUACUGACAUUUUAAACAAACCAUGUAGAAAUACUCUACAUAGACUACAGAAUAGCUGAAUUUAUCCAGGUCUCUCCUGUAAAUCAGUAGAUGUUCUAUUGAUGGGAAUAAUAAUAAAAUUGUUAUAAUGAUGUAGGGUCAUAUCGUCCACUCCUAUUAAACAUGACAUCACCAAAUUCUUGAGUUCAUCUUGUUUUCCCUCUAUUUCUUGUCCUCAGUCUCAUUCAUCUUAUAAUCUCCAUCCCAGGGCCCAGCCCCCCUCACCCCCACAUCCCCUCACCCCGUCCCAUUCCGUCCCGUCUCGUCCUGUCCCAUGCUGUAUACCUAUUCUGUGUGAGCCCUGGAUGUUUGUUGUCUGUUGUGAUACAGAACUAUGACCACAAGAGGGAGCCAUAGUAUGUGUUCUUUCAUAAUAUAAACUGAAGGAGUGUGUGUGUGUGUAUGUGUGAGAGAGAGAGAGAGAGAGAGAGAGAGAGAGAGAGAGAGAGAGAGAAAGUGUGUUUUUGAAAAGUCAGAACUUUUAUUUUGCCUUCGCCGCCUGCUCUGUGUAACAAUCAGUUUUAAUGUGAAUUUAGUUUUGUGGAGUUUCAUCUGUCAGUUGUGAUGUCAUGCAGUGUCUGGAUCUACAAAUUAUUAAAAAAAUAUCAAUCUUU
Messenger RNA from Astyanax mexicanus (Mexican tetra), 4954 nucleotides. RefSeq names its product protein kinase N1b (gene pkn1b). Gene Ontology annotation, biological process: protein phosphorylation; signal transduction. The record is from RefSeq and is a predicted model, not a curated record. The transcript has 22 exons. Bases 370 to 3144 code for a protein of 924 amino acids. Gene Ontology annotation, molecular function: small GTPase binding; ATP binding; protein serine/threonine kinase activity. NCBI's taxonomy places the organism in Eukaryota, Metazoa, Chordata, Actinopteri, Characiformes, Acestrorhamphidae.